This is a messenger RNA of Ooceraea biroi (clonal raider ant), 9961 nucleotides long. Its product is annotated as disintegrin and metalloproteinase domain-containing protein 10. Gene Ontology annotation, cellular component: plasma membrane. Gene Ontology annotation, molecular function: metalloendopeptidase activity. Lineage: Eukaryota; Metazoa; Arthropoda; Insecta; Hymenoptera; Formicidae. The record is from RefSeq and is a predicted model, not a curated record. Gene Ontology annotation, biological process: Notch signaling pathway; membrane protein ectodomain proteolysis.
CCGAGCAGCGGUUUCGUCAGUGCGACGCGGAACGUGUUCAUGUUGGUAUCGUCGUGGCGGCUGCGUGCGCGCGCGCUUUCGUGUGUAUGUGUACGUGUUCGCGCUCGCGCUCGCGCGGCGUGACACCUCUCCGUCUCGUCUCGCGAACGACGACCGGUGCGUCGUCCUCCGUCGCGGUGGGUCGCCGUCGCCGGGUCCGAGAGGAGCCGACGCGCACGAAGGACCGGCUCCCGUGACACGUGUGUGUGCCCCUGUGUGUGUUUUUUUUACAUACUCCGGAUGACCGAUGUGUCGCGCGCAACGGAGUACGCGGGCGGCGUCGUCAUGCGGCGGUGAGCGCCGAUGACACGGGGCUCCUCCAUCCUCGGGCGGCGCGCGUCGUCGGCGAGCAGCAGGAUCGCGGCGGCGAGGACGCCCGCGGCCACCAGCACGGGCAGGAUUCUUAGAGCCACGACGGGCUGUGUGCCUCGGAUCGAUCGACGGUCGGAGAGCAGCGCCCGGAGGUGGUUGACGUCGAGAAGGGAAAAGGACGACGAGGAGAAAAAGGAGAAGAAAGAGAAGGAAGAGGAGGAGAAGUCGAUCCACCGUCGAAGGUGAGGUGAGGUGGAAGCGGCUAAAAAGGAGAAGGAAGAAGCAGAAGAAAAAAGAAGAAAGGCUGAAAGCGAAGAGGAGACGCGGUGGAGGAGGUGGCGGAGGGGUCGAAAGGUUGAGCGACCUACAGACCACGACGAGGAGGAGGAGGCGGCACGCGGAAGGGCGCGGUGAGGAAAGAGUAACGGCGGUGAGGAGGAGUGGAAGAAAAGGGGAAGAAGGAGAACAAGGAAGACGAGGAGGAGAGGGACUAUCGGAAAAGGACGGAGAAAUGAUCUUGGUAGAUGACUGGCAAAGUGCUGCGGUGGUCGACUCCUCGACGAAAGACAGAUAGCGCCGCCAUUAGUUGUUGCCGGGGCACGGAACAUCGGGCCCAUGCGCGUUGCGGCCCUGGCCGUGGGUGAAGAGGGGGAGGAAGAAGAGGAGGAGGACGAGGACGAGGAGGAGGAAGAGGGGGAGGACGAAGAGGAAAAGGAGGAGAAGGAAGCGCAACCCCGAGCGGUACACCACCACGGGGCCCGCGGGCCCGCGAUGGGCCCCGCGGCUACGGCAGCAGUGGGGGGUAGAAGUCGAUGGCCCGCCACAACGUGUCCGUUUCUCUUUGUGCUGCUAUUGCUGUUGCCCGUCUGGAUUCUGACGACCGUCGUCAACGCGUCUCCCCUUCAUCCCGCACCUCCCUAUCGUGAUAUCACGCAAGGCUCAUACAUCAAGUACUAUGAGGCAGUCACUUAUGACACCGCGGCCUUGAGACGACAUCGCAACCGGAUACGUCGCGACGUCACCGACUCCGAGCAACCUCUGAUUCUGCACCUGAAGACGCUCGACAGAUCCUGGACGAUACGGUUGGUUCGCGACGCGAGUCUGUUCAGUAAGGACGCAUCUUUCGAGAGUACGAAUGGGCCAAUAUCUUUUGACACAUCGCAUUCUUACGUCGGCACUAUUUUAGAGGAUGAGAGCGCUGUGGUGCAGGGUGUCAUUACGAAAGACGGUCUUUUCGACGGCAGCGUCGUGACCAGAUUCGAGGAAUACUACAUCGAGCCGACGAGCAGGUAUUUGAAUAAAAAUGAAGACACGUCGCCGCCCUAUCACAGCAUAGCUUAUCGUACUUCCGACGUUACCAUCCCGCCACAUCCAUUACCUUGUGCCAGUCAUCAACUGCAUCAAGAAGGGGCUCUUCGUGAUACCUUCGAUAGAUAUAGCUACAACACUUCUCAGGCAUUCUACGAGCCCCUGCUUGGCGAGCACGUUGGUCUCUACUCGAGGGAAAACAGCGCAAGAGUGUUAACAUUAGAUACGAAUAAUGACGUUGAAUAUACGGACACCGCGAGCAGUAGAGAUCGGAUCGCGAGGCAUCUGCACAAGCGUGCGACGGUAGAUCCCCGGAAAACUACCUGCAUGCUCUACUUGCAAGCGGACCAUCAGUUUUUCGCGCGAUACGGCACGGAGGAAGCCUGUAUCGAGGUGAUGACGAGGCACGUGCAAAGAGUCAACUCCAUCUACAAACACACGGAUUUCAAUCAAGACGGACGACCGGAUAAUAUCAGCUUCAUGAUAAAACGCGUGAAGGUGCACAGUGAAGACGCAUUGAAAGAUCCUAAUUAUCGUUUCCCGGGUAAUUACGGCGUGGAAAAAUAUCUGGAGCUCUUUUCAGAGGAGGACUAUGACGCAUUCUGCCUGGCUUACAUGUUCACGUAUCGAGAUUUCGAGAUGGGAACUUUGGGCUUGGCGUGGACGGGCGAUCUCAAGAACGCUGGUGGUGUAUGCGAGAAGAACGGGCAUUACCGCGGUAGCAUGAAGUCACUGAACACCGGCAUAGUGACCCUAUUAAAUUACGGGAAGCACGUACCGCCUGCGGUCUCUCACGUUACUUUGGCACACGAGAUCGGCCACAACUUCGGUUCGCCGCAUGAUCCGGAACAAUGUACACCGGGCGGCGAGGAUGGCAACUUCAUAAUGUUCGCCCGUGCUACCAGCGGCGACAAGCGCAAUAACAACCGCUUCAGCCCAUGCAGCCUGAACGCCAUAAAUCCUGUGCUCAACAGCAAGGCCCGCUCGCCGAAGGGAUGCUUCACCGAACCGCAAGUAUCGCUGUGCGGCAACGGCGUGGUGGAGGAGGGCGAGGAGUGUGACUGUGGCUGGGAGGAGGAUUGCAGGGACUCGUGUUGCUUCCCUCAGCGCCGUUAUCUGCCGGCCGAGGAAACUCCGUGCACGCUCACCCCAGGCUCCGUGUGCAGUCCUAGUCAAGGUCCGUGCUGCACUGCUGAAUGUAAUCUCCGUUUUGGAGAUAAGUGCAGGGAUGACAAUGGCUGUCGCGAUGCGAGUUUCUGCGACGGUCGUUCACCGUAUUGCCCGCCAUCCAUUAAUAAACCUAAUAAGACCAUUUGCAACAACGAACUGGUUUGCUUCAUGGGGGAGUGUACUGGCAGUAUUUGCCUGGCAUACGGACUGGAAUCCUGCCAAUGUAUACCAGGCCCGAAUGAUCCGUCGACGAAAGCUUGCGAACUUUGUUGCCGACUUCCUGGCGAAAAUCAGCCAUGCUUGUCAUCCUUUGUCUGGAAUUCCCCGCCGUACGAUAUCCCCAACAUGUUUUCAAAGCCGGGAACUCCAUGCAAUGAUUAUAACGGCUACUGUGAUGUCUUUCAAAAAUGUCGUGAGGUCGAUCCAAGCGGUCCAUUGGCUACUUUAAGAAAGCUCUUAUUAUCGGACAAGAGUCUCGCUACUUUCAAGCGGUGGGUCGCCGAUCAUUGGUACGCCGCUGCUUUAAUAGUUUUAACGGCUGUAUUAUUGCUGGUGGCCAGUAUAAGAUUACUGGGCAAGCAAUCAGACCUGAAGCUAAAGUCCGUCACGAUAAUUCAUAGUUCCACAACAGAAACGGUUCGACUUCCACCGGAAGGUGCGGAAGGGGUAACAGUGCAUCCGCCUGCAGUCCGCGCCAAAUUGCCUCUGAGCAGAAAGGUCAGAGAAAAGAGGCGUCAUCGUAAAUAUAAGGACGGUGCACAUGCCGAUAAGUCCAAUAAUAAGAAGAAACAGCAAAGUCAGCAAACAAAGAGGCCAUCCGGGCAAGCGGACGAUUUCGCGCGAAAAAGGCCGGCCGAGACUCUGACUGCUGCUGUGCAGGAAAACAAACGGAAGAAGACUGCGUCGACGAGGGACAAAGGACAGGGCAAUAUCGGUAACAAUAAUUUAGUUGGUGGCAGCAGCGGAGACAACGACAAGAGGAAGCGAAAGAAGCAGCACAGGAAAGAAGUGAUCGAUUAUUCGGCGAUCCAGACGGAGAAGGAACCGGAGCCGAACGCCGACCCCAAGAGCAAAGUGCGUUCCUGGCUAUUAGCGUCUUCGCAAUGUCGCUCGGAAACCAGCAGCGCGCGGACCAACGUUAGCGGUUUGCCGAAGAGCAAAUCGACCCCGGUGGGGCUGACGGCCAGCGGUGGAGCGCUGGGAUCCAGGACACUGGUGUCGCGACAGCAAGCUCUGACGUCCGUACGGCGUACCCUCGCGGAAGCCGGGAGGGGAGAGCUGAAGAGCUCGCCGGGCACUAGGAAGGAACGGGCGAGGCUCCAGGUAGUGUACAAGCCGCCGUUCCGGUUCAGCGUUAAGCUACGCAAGUCCGACAAAGUAGCGCAGGCGCCAGCGACCACGAAUCACACGAACGCAAGUGGCAGAACAGCGAAGCUACCAAGGACCGGGGUCCUUUUGCGUACCGCCAAGAGAAAGGAUCGCGUCAGAAUAGGCAGGGCGCGGCAGGUCGCGCCGACCGGCAUCGGGAAUAGCGGUGGCGAUCUACCGGAACCGGCCAACUCGGACCUGCACACCGUACCUUCCGACCUGGAAGUGCUGCUGUCCGAGAGUGAGUUUCUUUUCUCGGACACGUGACCAUGGAUUUCGAUAACGGGCGUGUUCGAAUUUUUCCCAAGCUGCGCGAUUAAAUAGUCCUACUAUAUUUUCAUCCCUUUUAGCCCUAGCGCAAGAGUAGUAUAGACCAGUUUAGAACGCGCGCGGGAUGGUGAUAGCUUUGCCGAUUGAGUCGCCGGCUCGUAUCCCGCGCAAAAGUAUCCCGUCCGAGAACGUGGAAGAGUUACGCGUUUGAUUUAAUUUAUCGAAUUUCUCGAACGACGCGACGUCUCGAUCGUUUCUCUAUUUUUCAUAAGCGUUUGCCAAUCGAUGAUACUCGAUAUAAUGCAUUUGCUCCCGUUAUUCUUUCUUUUUUAUUUCUAAAGUGGAGCGAUAGCACGACAUUCGAUUAUACGUUUGUCGUUCGUGGUUGUGAUCUGUAACAUAUAAUGGACCCUUAACGCGCGACUGCCAUGAAUGAAAUUCACGAUGACAGAUGUAUGAGGGAAUCGUCGCUGCUCGUUCCUCAACGAUCAAGCCAGUUUUCUUCUUCCAAAGAAAGGGGCCAAAUCCACUGUGUAAGAGCGACUGGCGUACAAGCAGCGCCACGGACAUGUAAAUGCUAAUUUACUCGCCUAACGCUCCCCGGAAGUACAUUACGGAAGCAGAUUAUAUAUCUUACGAUGUUUGUUUUCGAUCAUAGCUUUAAAUUUUCAGGGAUCAGUGCGCGAUCGAUGCAUCAUAUACAUAAAACGCAGCGCCAUAUUUUGGUGUAUCGAAAGUAAUGCUUCGUCUGAAAAUCUCUUUACACUGUGCCUACCGUCACUCUAUGCCCUCUUUUUUGACACGUAAGAAAGAUCAUGUCUAAACGGUGGAGUUGUUUUUUUUUUAUAUAUAUGACGAUACAUCGGUCAUGAGAGGAUAACGACAGGCGCAAUUGCGAUAAACGACAGCCUUGAUCAAUUAACUUUAGUCGCUCCUUUCGAGAUUACAGCCCUAGUUGUAACAUAGCUAUAAUGUACACGAUACUACGGUCGUUGCUAUGAUACGGCUAUAAGAUACACUAUAUUUUAUCCCUCGCUGUAACACAGCUGCUACAUAAUUUAUAUUACAGUCCCGGCUGUAAUCUGUAAAGCUAAAGUAUAGUUAUAAAAUACGUUGCAACAUCGUAGCCUUGGCUACGGCGUAAUCCCAAUACGCAUUUUAUAUUAUAGCCAUCGCGACGUGACGUAACGUAUUGCAUGCUAGCUACAGUUUUUACAUUGCAGCUAGGACUGCGAUAUCGAUACGCAGAGGAAUAAAACACUUAUCGUAUACCACGAACAGAACUGAUCUGACAUCAAUGGGACCAGUCCCAUUGAUGUCAGAUCCAACAUCCCAGGAUGUUGGACAGCCCUGAAUAAAUUGUCGAGAGGUCCUGUCGCUUCACUCUUCGAUUCGUCUGUAACGUUGAAGUAACGUUACUCUUCACGCGUGGUUCCUAUCGUCGACAAUUCCUAAUCGCGUCUCUCGUGAAGCAUCUAGUUUGCGUCUCCGUGAGAAUCGCGAAUUGAGCCUACGGCGGACUGCUGCUUGUAUAUUUUUAAGAUUGUACAAAAGCGCGGGUCACUACACCAACGCCUGUUCCGCCAGGUUUUAGCGACCUUUAUCGUUCACAUUUUUCUCGUCAGAGGAUACGCCAUUCCUCCCUUUUUUUUCGUACUCGAUCAUUCCUGCGAUUUCGAUACGGUGCUAGCAUUCGGUGUCCAAUUUUUGAGCGCAGCUUUUUUGAGCGUAACUCUUUUUUUGUAAAUAUACUUUACUAGCCAGACAUUCCCGUUUAUCUUGCAAAAGAUAAGUCGAUUAAUUAGAAUAAUCAUAAUAAUCAUCCUGUUUGCAAUAAAAAAUCUUUUCGGAAAAGCUUUCUUUUAAAUUUAAAUAAUAAUAUGCGUUAUAUAAACGUUGGAAAAAGGAUAUUUUCUGCAGUUUUGAAAUUUGUGUUUUAGAAAAGAAAUGCAACAUAGUUAUUUCGAAAUCUUGCACAAUUCAUCCACGUUUAAAUUUAUACAAGAUAGAUUCUUAUCGAUCCUUUUUAAUUCACUUAUCUAUUCUUUGCACAUUAUUGAAUGAAAUAUUGAAUUUAAGUUCCUUGUGCUUGGUGGCCCGUAUAUCGGGUUGAACACAUCUCGGUACAGAGUAUUCACGUGUUUGCGUUUCAAAAGCUGGCUCUUUCGAGUGUGUCGUUGCGACUAUAUGAACUACGAUUCUAUCGUCUGUCAAAAAUCGUGAUCAACGGUUCAGUUAAUCGUUACAAAACCGAUUCAGUUCGCUCUUGGUAGCCAACACGUAUGAGUACGGUUAAUGUAUCCUCUAUAAGAUCCGUUUACGAUCACCGACUUCUCACGUCCCGUUUGACGUAAAGACCGUUAAAACGUAUGAGUCGUCAUAUUCUGUACAGUAAAAUAACAAAUUCGGAUCGAUACGGAUCCGACACUCAAGGAUAAUAAACAUUAAUGAUAUUAAUACGCUCGUUGGCGCUUAAUAAUUCCUCUGUAUCAUUAUUUAACAAGAAAUAUUACUCAAACGGAAAAAGAGAAAAAGAGAUAGCGUAAAUAUAAUUUUAGUUACGUUUCACUUAAAUUUUACAUAAUAUAUUCUAUGAAUCGCAACUGUAAACAGGGUCUGAUAAUUGUUUUUUUAAUGUAAUUGAAAGUAACGAAUUAUAAUUAUGACGCCGCUAUUGUACUUAUACAAUUUAUUGUAGUUAAAAUGCGUUAGCGCUAUAUAUAAUUUCCAAACAACUGUAUGCUGUUUGGAAUUAAAUAAAUAAAUUAAAUUUUCCGGCGAGAGCAUCGUAUUUUUAUGAAAGCUGUAUCGCUGAUGAAUCAAAAUUCAACUAUCAAUAGUAGAUAUUGAAACUGCUAUGGCGCAAUUGUACAUUAAUUUGUUAAACGCUCAGCUAAUUUUAUGAGCCUAAUUUUUUGAGUGAGCAAAGCUUCAACUUUAAAGCUCGCAUAAAGAUAGUACAUACGUAAUUAUGUAAUGUGAUGGAUAUAAUCAAAUACGAUCUUUUCAAGUGGUUUUUUAACGAGUUAUGAGAAACAUUAGUCGCGAAGUUGUUUUUCUUUGACUAGCUCCAUCGAAAGGGCUGCUACUAAAAAUAAUUAACAAUUUAAGGCUAGAUUACUGCCGUUUAUAGCAAAUCUAUGAGAAGGAUCCGCUUGUGUGUGUAUGCGUACACACUCAUACAUAUAAAUACAUAUUAAUUCGUAAGAAGAUGUGAUGUUACUUUUACACGAAACUCAUAGACACAAUUGCUUAACUCAUAAGAAAGCGCGCUUUUACUUUUAAGACCGAGCUGUGUUACAUUCCCUCUUGAAUCAAUCGGUAUUUGAAACCGGCGUUAUUUCAGUAGCUAAAAUGAAAUUUAAUUGACACUACUAUAUAUCUUUGAAAUUAAAAUGUAGAUUAAACAUUUUUCCUUCUUUUUCUUGAUUUUUUCUUUCUAACAUUUAGUUUAUUGUUUAGUAUUAAAUAAGUGAAACAAAAGGCAUUUAUUUUAACAUGAUGUUCUCUGAGGAAGAAAUUAAUUUAAUUGAGACUAUUUUUAAAAACUGGGAAAGAGAUUAUUGACAUAUAUUGAUUUACAUACUUGACACAAUUAGUCGAGAAAGAAUAAUUUUCGCGCGUUGCAUCUACAUCAUCUGAAUCUGGACUCACUGAAAUUCUGCUGGUUUUAAUACUCGAAUUUUUCGAAUCGGUUAUGAGCCAGUGGCCAUCUCAUGCGCGAUUCGCUUUGUUGUGCCUAGUCGCUGCGGAUUCGUGUGCGAUCGCGGCGAGCGAGCGAGCGAGCGAGCGUUUAUGUAAUAAUCCGGACACUCCCGUUAACUUCGUUCUACGUUGCAUCCGUAUAUGCGUAUAUACAUAUAAUAUACAUAAUACAUGAUACAUAUAUUGUGAUACAUAAAUUAUAUAUACGUCAAGUAAGUAGUACGUAUUCCGCUUUGAUCGUAAGAUUUGCGUUGUAAUCUAAAGAAAAAAAAGAGAGAAAGACAGAAAAAUUCGUAGUUUGAACGUAGACUCAGCAGGUAGACAACGGAUGUUCGGAUAUUCGAAUUCUGUAAUGCGUAGGUGAUAAAUUGUAGCUCUGCUGUCUUUGUAGUUUGUCUACCGGGAGUUGUUAGCCACGGUGAAGUGAAUCAAAUUUGCGAAAACGCGGAUUGUAACGCGAUCAACAAUUUUUUACGAUCCUAAGAAUUUACGAAUACGAGAAGAUAGGAUACGAUAAUGGAGAGCGCAUACCUAAGGAGGGAGAUCCUGCGCCACUUUGAUUUCUAGACUCAACUAUGACGAGAUUAGUACGAGACGCCAAGCAAUUGACAGUGGAAGAAUAAUCAAUUUAUAGCAUAAUCAAACCGAAACUUGAAGUUCGUUGAAUGGAUUUGAAGAAAAAAGUAGAUAUCGAUCAGUUUUACACCAUGUAAUGACAUUACAUGUCUGAUACUUUCCAGAUUUCAGUAGAUUUCAGUAGUAAUCGGAGCAGAAUUUAGUGUAGGAAUUCACUGCAGUUUCUGUAUGUUAAUUAACGUAUUGAGUCACGCAUGCCUAAAAUGCUUUGUUUUCCUUUCUAGCAGAAAAUAAUAGCUGAUAUGAUAUCGUUAUUAAGGAAGAACCAACAAGAGAAUCAAAAACAUUGUACGAAAAAUAUUAUUAAUGAGAAAAAAGAUGACAUCGAAAGGACUCUAAUUUCUGGACUUAAAUUUCCUUAACGAAUGAAAAUAGAAAAGAAAUAAGAAAAAGCAAGUUUAAAUUUCGAAUGGAUAUGGAGUUCUUUUGUUUUCGUCUUUCUUCUUUAAGCGAGCUUUAUAAGAUUGAGACGGUAGCGAUUUCCUUUCAUAAAAAUAGGUAAAUUUUCCUUCUACGAGCUUAUCAGCAAGAGAGAUGAUCUCGCGGAUAAUAACGGAUCGCAUAAAUUGCUUGGCAGAAAAAAUCGCUAAUCUUGUCAGAAAGCUUUUGCCGUGUGUAUGCGCGCUCGUCGUACGACUCGAGGAAGUAGUCCAGUAAUGAUGAUGGUUGAAAAUACACUGUAUUUUUUAUCUGCGAAUGAUGAGAGAGCGGAGCGAGUAUAUAUGGCGACUAACCAGUCACCGAACAAAUUGGUUGCUCGUACUUAUACAUAUACUAUAGUCAUUCCUGUUAAGCUCGAGUUGCUUCUUGUUCCAUUAAUAAUAUUAGCAUCGGCGGGGACGUUGUGGUGUUGCGCGUCGCCUUCUCCCCGCAUGCCAAAUGAUACAACACACAUUCGGAUCGACAAAGGUCGAGGGCACAAGUGGUCUCGAUCCGAAGCUAUUCGGAAUAUUGGAUACGUCCGAGGCGAGACUGUUAUUAUUUUAACUUUUAUCGCGUACCGUAAACUUGUAAUUGAUAUAAGAUAUGGGGCUGCUGUAUUUUUACACGGACUUUGUACAAAUAUAAAACGGGAGCGCGCCGCGGAAGCUCCGCGCGCCUCCCGCGCGAUAUGUACAUACCUGUAUAUCAAUAAACGCUAGACGAAAUGUGA